Molecule: messenger RNA, 3093 nt
Organism: Epithele typhae
Lineage: Eukaryota; Fungi; Basidiomycota; Agaricomycetes; Polyporales; Epitheliaceae
Exons: 14
Coding region: 1-3093 (1030 amino acids)
Source: RefSeq, a predicted model, not a curated record
AUGUGUGGAUCUGUGGGUGGAUCCACGGAUGAGCCGGAGUCGGAGCCGCGGCUCCGCUCUUCCAGCGGCUCUGAUCCAUGCGGAUCUGGAUCAAGCCCCCGGAAGUCACCUGAUCCGUGGGUUCGGAUCCGGAUCAUCCGUGGAUCGAGCCGCAAACAGCCUUACGACGAGUUGUACGUCACCGCGGAUGGGAACUUCAGGCACCACACUCGGAACAAGGCGACGGACCACGAGGACUACAGCCUCUAUGGAGACGCGGGAUUCUUCGCUUCAGAACAGGGGUUGGAGGCGCAUCUGAAGAAAGUGGGCAAGACGGACAAGGAACCGUCGGAUUGUCACACCUUCAAGGCGAGCGGAUACAAGGGUCACUCAGGGCCAGUUACCGGGCUUGUCGCCGUCGUGUGUCGUCACGGCUUGGUAGUGGGCGGGAGCGUCGUCAAUCUGGAAAAGGGCGAAAGGUUCGCGAUGGUGGACUACUCCAUCAUGUCGGCGGGGGGUCAGUUCAAGGACCUGAGGAAGUGGAAGCUGUGGUAUGACGUCGGCUGCCAGUUCAGCAUCAAGCUCGACGCACGCAUCGAAGCCAUGAAGAUGUAUGCAUCCCAGAUAACCCCAAUCAAGUGGCUGUCGGAGCGCAUCAGGCCGACGGUCAUCGAGGUCGCCAUUGGAGACUUCCACAUACGCGCGCACAAGACGGAGUGCCAUGUUUGUUACAACGGAAACCUGCGUGUGGGGGGCGCGCGCAUGGCCGGAGAGAUGUGCGAGCACGUUUGGGCGAGGAUCAACAUUGUUGCGAAUCGUACGAAGGAGAUGGGGCGGGCGAACAGGGCCGACACAACGCAUCGCGCUCUGGAUCACUUGAACAUGGACAAGAUCGUCCGCAUGCCUGAAGCCCUGCGGGGCUAUUACCUCGUCGGGGCAAAGCGGUACGAAGAGGACAGGAAAUACUUGGAGGGUAUGGAGAAGAGUCUAGAAACGUCCCUCCGAGGUCUAGUCGGCACCUGGAGCACCGAACUCCGGACGUGGUACGAGAACAUCGCCGACGUCAACGUGAAGGACAAAAGGAACGUCGCCACAAACCCCUUUGUACUGGACGCCACGUUAGAUGUUGGCUUCGAGGGCAUGACGGCACGUCUACGGGAAGGACAGGACCAGGAGCUGAAGGGCAUUGGGACGACAGAGGCAGGAGGGAUCACCGAGGCGAUCGAUGCGAUGAUCCGCCUCGAGAAUGAGAAGCGAGACCUCCUCGCCGCGCUGCAGGUGUUCGAUCAUCAGAGCCCCACCCAUUGGAAGCAACACAAGCAAGAUUUCGAAAACUUCCUCGUACAGUCUACAGAAGCAUGGGAGAGCUACAACCGUCACAUCACGCCCAUCUUCCAGGUCGUCGCUGAGCAGUUACGCGCUGCGAACGCGAGCCCCGAGAGUCAAUACCCUUGGGCGGACGACCCCUUGGAAGCGGAGCCGGAGAUCGAUCCCAAGAGCGUCGGGAGUCUCACCGUGCAGCGUUGGAUACCAGAGAUCCAGCAAGUGCGCAUUGUCUUCCCAUCAAGCUAUCACUCCAAGAUCAGGUCCGAUCCGGCCAUGGCAGCGGCAGUGGCGGUAGAGAGACGAAUGCGAGAGGGCCAGGCGCGCGAUGCACUGGCUGAGUAUCGAGUGAUUCUCGCCGGAGGGGUGUCCUGGAAACUGAUGAGCUUGCAGAUGAUUGGGCACAAGAACCGUCAGAUGAACACGAACGCAAAGCAAACUACCGAAACCCGUCUAUCUCAAGAGCGCCGGCUGUUCAAUCGCUACCAGCAGCUGCUCGUCAGGCUUGGCAUGAAGAUCGACCAGCAGCAGCAGCGCGACCUCAAGCUCGACGACCGCCUCGUUACGACACUCGGGCAACGACGGGCGGGCGACACGCACAAGGCCGGGGACUGGCUGUGGGGCGACGCGAAGUGGAUCUUCGAUAUGAAGGACAAAGAACAAAGGACCUUCGUGCUGGCUAGUGAGUACCACGUUAUCCUUUUGAGUGGGAUCAUGGAGAGAUGGAAAGAGGAGAUGUUUUUGCGCUCCGAGGAGAUGUUCCGGAUGGUGAUGAUGUUAGAAUACGAGAUUGGCAAGUAUGAACUUAUCUCCGAGCGCGAGAAGGAGGAGGGGAGGAAGGGGGGUGCGGUGUUCUACAACCGGUGCAAAUAUGAUCGCAAGCGCCUGCUAGACCGCACGAAGAAGACGUUUGAAGGCAUCCCCUUCAUGCAGACGAUGGGCUUGGGCGCAGAAGCGAAGCAUCCUGCGCCUGUUACCAAACCCUUGAAGGGUAAGAAGGGCGGGAAGGGCAAGCAACGGUGCGAAGGCCUUCCUUUCGAGGAGGAGGAGGAGGUCGGUACCAUCAGCUCAACCAUCAGUGCCUCGAAACCGCCGGAAUCGCGCCGUGAGACGAGACCUGCGGGCUCAGAGCGUCUGCGUGCAGAGGUAAACGCCCGUGCUUUCGCUCUGCCCGAAGGCCGACGCGGCGUCCUCACCUACUCCGCCAUCUUCCAUCCGCACUUCCAGGACGUGGCCAAAAGAAUGACUUUCCAAAUUAAACAACCUAAGGAUGGAGAGAGCACCGAUGGGCCGCUGGAACGCGACGCGACGCGUGGACCGGUCCCCAUUUCGCCUCGCAACAACGACCGGAGCAGCAUUCGCGAGAUGUUUGAAGCUUAUGGGAACGAGAUGGUUCACGGAGAAGUCCAUGUGGCAUCCGACUGGACUUCAGACGCAUGCCCCAAGGGCACCAGGGGUCUCUGUGUCGGGAAAGGGCGAACAAACGGCGAAGCGAGCGAAGAAUUCUGGGCGAGCUUUACACGAAGCUACGCACUGGACGUUCAGAGGAAGGGUCAAAAGUCAAAGGAAGCUGCCCUCCAUCAAGCUCAGAAGCGACUGCAAAAUUGGGUCGAGUACGGAACUCCGUUUUCGAAACGGCGCCGCGAUGACGACGAGGGCGACGUCGAAGACGGGCCCGACGUCGAAGCGCGAGCGUUGAAACGACGCCGCGAACAUCACGAGCGCAGUCAAGGCGGCUCGGAAUCCCAUGUCGAGACGGACGGAGAGGAGAAGAUGGAGUGCGAUGACUAG